AGCAGAUAUUCUUGUAUGGAAUUUACUUACGAUUCAAAAUUUCUCGUUUGCGUUACCGCCGAACCUGACUGGACACUUUACGUCUUCAAAUGUGAAAAAGGAAGAUUAGAGAGUUUCGGUAGAGCAAAUAAUCUCAAUGGAACAGGAACAGUUGUACAGGUAGCUUGUAAUCCCAAUGACGCAAAUCAAUUAGCUGUAUGUGGAGAGCAAUGCCUGAGAUGUUUGGGUUGCGUCGAUUUUAAUUGGAAGCAGUUUGGGUACAACAAACUAGAUCCCUGUUAUUACACUAGUUGCUGCUGGUUGUCCCAAGAUAGAUUGAUAGUUGGAAGUUACAGAGGCAAAAUUAUGAUAUUAGAAACUGGAGAGAUUCGAGCUGUGUUUCAUGCUUCUGAUUUACCUCUUAUUAACAUGAAGCUAAAGGAAGAGUAACAUUCUAUCAUUUUGUGUAUUUUUGUUUUGUCUGUUUCUUUAACAAAUGUUACUAGUUGGGUUUUGAAGCGUUUAAAAGAAGUUUCAUCGAUAAUUCUUUGUGGUAGUUGCCCGAAUAAUUUAGGUGUCAAGGAUGAAAAUGCCGAUUUGCCUGUUAAUCCUUCUUUAUAUGAUAUGAUUGGCGAAGAAUGUCCGGACGUCGGCGAAUGUUUGGAAAUCCGUAGUAUCGUAACAUUUGGCAGAGGAUUCUUUUUCGGUUAUACUAAUGGAAAAGUACAUUUUUACGAAAAGGAAAAUCCCAACAGAUACAGGAAACGAGGCGUUUUUAUAAUACCGGACAGGACCAUUCAUAGAGAAUACGAAGAAGAACCGGAAAUCAUAACUACGGUAAACAGCAUAGCCAUAAAUCCAUCGCAAGACAGGAUUCUGGUAACUUGCUUAGAAAUGCAAAUGUGGAGCGAACGUAUAUUUGUACACGACGCUGAAACGGGACCUGAUGUCCUGUUAAAAGAGUUUGGAUACUCAGUACAUUUGGGACCUGUCGGUGGAUUGUCCGUAUGUAGAUGGAAACCAAUUGUGCUUAGCAUCGGUUCUCGAGAUAGAUCGGUUAAAAUAUGGAAUUACGAAACUGUUGAACUAGAACUUGUGCAAACUUUUGAAGACGAUAUUUACUCGGUUUCACUGCAUCCAACUGGGUUGUAUGCCGUUAUUAGUUUCUCAGAUAAACUGAGAUUCAUGACAAUAAUGAUCGACGAGAUAAUUCUAACAAAAGAAUUCAAUAUCAGGAAUUGCGAUAUGACAUGCUUCAGCCGUAUGGGUCAUUUAUUUGCUGCUGCUAAUGGGACUGUUAUCCAAAUAUAUUCAAGUGUUACUUUUGAAUUGAUGUAUAUGCUAAAAGGACAUAAUAGAAAGAUAACAGGCUUAUCCUGGUCUAGUGAUGACACAGUACUGGCUAGUUGCGGAUAUGAUGGUGCCGUAUAUUGUUGGGAUAUUGUCAGAUCAACCAGGAUACAAGAAACUGUCAUUAAGUCAGUACCAGCUAAAGGAGUGGAGAUAACUAGAGAUGGAAAGAAUACAUUUGCUGUAGGAACCGAUGGACAUAUUAGAGAAUAUUAUAAUUCAAACGUACAAAGAGAUGUAGUUAUACCUCCAGGAACUCCUUUAGAUGGAAUUAUCUUGUCAGCCUUAAAUAAUAUGUUAUUUGUCUCAGGUAAUAAUGGCGUUGCGUAUGUUGUUAAAAUACCAUUGUUAGAGAAGGCAGAAGUUGUCGAAUAUAGUAUGCAUAACAAAACCAUUGUUAAGAUGACGCUAUCAUGUGAUGAUAGAUAUUUGAUAACAGCUUCUAUCAUCGGUGUUAUAUGUUUUUGGAGACUUUUAAAUAUCGAGGACAAAGCCAUAAAAUUUGAUUUACCAUCAUCGAACGAAAUACUUAUAUCUAGGCAGAUCUUAGAGGACAAAAUGUUACAAAUAAGAAAUCUUCAAUUAAGAAUGAGAGAAUUAGAAACAGAGCAUUCUUAUCAAAUGCGCCAGAACGACGCAUUGGCAGCAUCAAAAAUGAAGGAUAUACACGAAAGUUAUUGUAACGCUAUUGAAGAAUUGAAAUUAAAAAAUGAGCAAAUGGAAGCAGAACAUAUACAAGAAAUCAACAGUAUAAAUAUUCAAAUAAAUCAAAUGAAACAGAAUCAUGAAUUGUUUGUUCAAAGAUUAGAGGCAUCUUACAAUGAAAAAUUGAUAGCAGAAUAUGAGAAAUUCAUGAAAUUCGAAAACAAAAUGGAUAGAAUGCUGAAAGACGCUGACGCUAGAUAUAUGGAAUUAAAAAAAGCUAAAGAAGAUUCAGAAACAUCUAUUAUCAAUGACUAUGAAACAAGACUCAAAGAAGCUAAAUUGCAAUACGAUGAACUCGCAGAGCUUAAUCAGACCCAAGCUAAAGACCAUGAGAUAAUUAAACAGCAAAUAGAAGAUGACGCUGAUAGAGAAAUUUAUGAAUUAAAAGAAUCUCAUUUGAAAGACUUGAAAGAAGAACAGGAUGUAAACGUAAGAUUGAGAAGCGAGAUAUCAGUGGUUAAAAAGAAACUUCUUCUUUCACUUAAAGAAGUUGAUGAUUUGAAGCACAAAGUAUUCACAAUGGAGAACGAACACAUAAAAUUCAAAAACUUUAUAUAUGAUUUGGAGAAGGAGAUAAUGGAUUAUAAAAAAGAAAUACAAGAAAGGGAUCAAACUAUCGAGGAAAAAGAAAAAAGAAUAUUUAUCAUAAAAAGCAAAAAUCAAGAAUUGGAAAAAUUCAAGUUCAUUUUGGACUUUAAAAUAAAGGAAUUGAAUACACAAAUUGAACCUAAGGAAAAAAUAAUUACAGAACAAAAUAUUCAAAUCAAUGAAAUGGUUCGUGAAUUAGAAAACUUGCAAAAAGUUAUUUUGGGCUUAGAUAUACAAUUAGCAGAAUUGAAAGAAAAACUGAACGCAUCAAAUAACGAAGUGAAAAAAGAAGUAGAGAGAAAUCGAAGAAUGAAAAAGGCCUUACAAGAUAUCAGAAUUGAUAUUCACCAUGCUAGCGGAUAUAUACAGAACGUUCCGCUAUUACAAAAAGCUGUCAAGGACAUGUAUCAUAAAUAUAAUGCAGAUAAAGACUUCGAGGUGACGCAACAAGAGGACACGGAGGCCAAGAACGAAUUCUUGCGACAAAGGGAUUUCUUGGAACGCACCGUUUCUACAUUACAUGAUCAGGCAACAAAGAAUACUAACCUACUAAGUUACGACAAAGUAAGACUGGUAGAUGAAAAUGCUUGCUUGUUAGAGGAAACUAAUACAUUAAGGAGAAACUUGCUCUCAGAAGUUACAAUAAAUCGCAAACUCAACUCAUUAAUCGGUAUGUCGCGAAUUACACCUCAACAAGCUCAACAAAAAGUUAAUUUCGCCACGGCUACCAACUACGAAAUUCACAAGAAGUACACAGACCAGUUAGAGCAAAAUGCCCGUUCAUUGGAAGCAAUGACCAAAGAAAAUGCAAGACUGUUGAAUAAAAUCACAGAAAUGGAUGCAGCAGAAUUGGAGAAAUAA
Molecule: messenger RNA, 3483 nt
Organism: Diorhabda sublineata
Lineage: Eukaryota; Metazoa; Arthropoda; Insecta; Coleoptera; Chrysomelidae
Gene: tous
Product: cilia- and flagella-associated protein 57
Exons: 17
Molecular function (GO): protein binding
Source: RefSeq, a predicted model, not a curated record